This is a messenger RNA of Gymnogyps californianus (California condor), 1827 nucleotides long. RefSeq names its product acyl-CoA dehydrogenase medium chain (gene ACADM). The record is from RefSeq and is a predicted model, not a curated record. Lineage: Eukaryota; Metazoa; Chordata; Aves; Accipitriformes; Cathartidae. The coding region runs from base 124 to 1458 and encodes 444 amino acids. The transcript is spliced from 12 exons. Gene Ontology annotation, biological process: fatty acid beta-oxidation; medium-chain fatty acid catabolic process. Gene Ontology annotation, cellular component: mitochondrion. Gene Ontology annotation, molecular function: medium-chain fatty acyl-CoA dehydrogenase activity; flavin adenine dinucleotide binding.
UGGAAGGCCGAGGGGCUGCCCCGGAGGGCAGAGCCGUGCAGGGCUGGAAUCCGCUCGCUGUUAUGUUUUUACUGUCUCCGCAUUAUUAUCCGUGACUUUAUGGCCUUAAUCUUCGUGGUCUGAAUGGGCGUUGCCAUCUGUUGUUCUUCAGUGGAGUUGUUGCACAACCUUGGGGCUCUUCAUGCUGCGAAGUCUUUAGAAAAACCCUGUCAAAUGCUUCAAACCAUUACAGGGCAUGGGUGGAGGUCACAUUCUAGUAAACCUGCUCAAAACUUACAUAUAGGCAAACCUGGAGCUGGCUUUAGCUUUGAACUUACUGAUGAACAGAAAGAGUUUCAAGCUACUGCUCGUAAAUUUGCUGUGGAGGAAAUUAUUCCUGUUGCUGCACAAUAUGACAAAACUGGAGAGUAUCCUCUUCCACUUAUAAAACGGGCUUGGGAACUUGGUCUUAUGAAUUCACACAUACCAGAAAGCUGUGGUGGUCUUGGCCUUGGCAGUUUUGAAGCGUGCCUUAUUACGGAAGAGUUAGCUUAUGGAUGUACAGGGGUUCAAACUGCCAUUGAAGCAAAUUCCCUAGGGCAAAUGCCAGUAAUCAUUGCAGGAAAUGAGCAUCAGCAGAAAAAAUACUUAGGAAGAAUGACAGAGGAACCAAUGAUGUGUGCUUACUGUGUAACAGAGCCUGGAGCAGGCUCUGAUGUGGCUGGUAUAAAAACAAAGGCUGAGAAGAAAGGAGAUGAAUAUGUUAUUAACGGUCAGAAGAUGUGGAUCACAAAUGGUGGGAAGGCAAACUGGUAUUUUUUGCUAGCUCGUACCAGUCCAGAUCCAAAAGCUCCUGCAAGCAAAGCCUUUACUGGAUUCAUUGUGGAAGCAGAUAGCCCUGGAAUCCAAAUUGGAAGAAAGGAAAUGAAUAUGGGUCAACGCUGCUCAGAUACAAGAGGUAUUGUCUUUGAAGAUGUGAGAGUCCCAAAAGAAAAUGUAUUAAUAGCUGAAGGAGCUGGCUUUAAAAUCGCAAUGGGAGCUUUUGAUAAGACCAGACCACCCGUAGCAGCUGGUGCUGUUGGAUUAGCAAAAAGAGCACUUGAUGAAGCUACUAGAUACGCUUUGGAGAGAAAAACCUUUGGGAAACCAAUUGUUGAACACCAAGCAGUGUCUUUCUUGCUUGCUGAAAUGGCAAUGAAAGUGGAACUUGCUAGGCUGGCUUACCAGAGAGCUGCAUGGGAAGUUGAUGCUGGUCACAGGAACACCUACUAUGCUUCCAUUGCAAAGGCUUUUGCUGGUGACAUUGCAAACCAAGUAGCUACAGAUGCAGUACAGAUUUUUGGAGGAAAUGGAUUUAAUACUGAAUAUCCUGUAGAAAAACUAAUGAGAGAUGCUAAAAUCUACCAGAUUUAUGAGGGAACUGCUCAGAUUCAAAGGAUGAUCAUAGCUCGUGAACAUGUUGGGAAAUUUAAGGCUUAAAGAAAUGUAUAAAGUGUGUCUGGCGCUGCUGUAGUGUUCUGUGUUCCCAUGGAAGAGGAUUUUAGUGCAUUUCUCAAUAGAAUUAAAAAGGCAUGGAGGAAAAAAACAACUUUUCUUCAAAAUCUUUUUAUUCUGUACAUUAUUAAGCACUACUUCUGUUCUCCCUGACCAGUCCCUCACUUCAUUCCUGCCUAACAAAGCUGAUAUUUUCUAAACAUUCUGAAUUCCAAAGUGAUUGGUUGUUCAAAUACAAAAUGGGCAAGAAAUGAGAACCUCACAAUGCAGUGUUUUCUCACUAUAAAAUUAGAUGAUCAGAAUGUUAUUUCUGACAGUCAUUGCUGCAUUCUAAUAAAAUUUUUUUUAAGAGAA